Molecule: messenger RNA, 7131 nt
Organism: Eleginops maclovinus (Patagonian blennie)
Lineage: Eukaryota; Metazoa; Chordata; Actinopteri; Perciformes; Eleginopidae
Gene: rnf144aa
Product: ring finger protein 144aa
Exons: 9
Coding region: 2487-3413 (308 amino acids)
Biological process (GO): ubiquitin-dependent protein catabolic process; protein polyubiquitination; positive regulation of proteasomal ubiquitin-dependent protein catabolic process
Cellular component (GO): cytoplasm; Golgi apparatus; ubiquitin ligase complex
Molecular function (GO): ubiquitin protein ligase activity; zinc ion binding; ubiquitin conjugating enzyme binding
Source: RefSeq, a predicted model, not a curated record
UUAUCUGAAAGUAAAUUGAUGCUGUUUCUGCCCAAAAUGACAUAUGAAUAAUAACAAUUUCAAUAAUUAUAUUUCAUUUUUUGAUUGUGCCAAGAUUCAUGUUGUGAAAAAAGUAGAUCCUUCUUCUGAAACUCUCACUUUACAUACUAUUUAUCCAGUAAAUGUGUCCAAAUGAUGAAUUAGAAAAUCUUCCCACACCUACAUUUCUGCUUCUAUUUCUUCUGGCCCUUCCUGUAGUUUAACUGCAGUGAAGUGUAGUGAUGCACUUCACCUCAUCAGCUGCAGUAUUCGAUCGCUCACAGAUUUCCAAUGAGUGUCUGUCUAAUAAUAGACUCCCACAUAAGAUGUACUCAUGUAUCCUCACUGAAGUACCCAUUGAGAAUCUUCCUUUCUCCUCUCCUCGAGCUUCAAUAAAACAAGUAAGAUGUCUGUGGCGUCAAACAAGUGUGAGCAUAGGACCAGCAUCUGUGGAGGAACUCCAGGCCUGAAGGGGGCAGAGAGAGCUCACCCAGACACCCAACAGACAGGAUGCAACCCAUGUUUCUGGAGGGACCGAUUUCACCUGCGCACCUCUAAUCAAGCAUGAGUAUAAAAUGUUUGGAGUUAGCUCGGCGAGCCAUCUUUGCUCGGUCUCCUCAGCCUACUGACAGCUCAUGUUCAACCACAGACGCAACUGGUUAUCAACCUAUUCUUCCUCUGGAAUUUCACUUUGUGCCAUCAAUCUAAAAGAAAAUAAAUCACCAGAACGGAACAGAGUUGUCCCCUUGCAUCAUUUGUGUUGAACAAGCCGUUUUCAAGUUUGGGCAGAGCUGAAUCUGAAUCUUAACAUCUGGAUAACUUGACAGUUGAUAACCAGUUUAUAUCCAGCGUGGCAGUGAAGACCCCAGGAUUAAAGCCUGAAGAAAGGAAAGCUGUCAUUGCAAAGGGAGAAUUGACUGGGAAACAAUGGUGAAGGAAGCUCUUGGGAAAACAGUGAAACAGCUGAAGCAAGAGAGGACCUUGGCUAGAAGUGCCUUCACCAAACAAGCCAACUUCCUGAGCAGAACGUCAGGAAAUUUGACAAAGACUGAACUACAAGAAGAGUUCAAGGAGCUCACGUCACUGGCAAGGAACAUCGGGGAAACGAAUGAUGGCUACAGGGCUGGCCUACUGGCAGACCUUGAAGCUGAGACUGAUGAAGGUGAAGAAGUCAAGCUGGACGAGCAGCAGCCAACAGACCUGGAAAAGGUAAUGGAGGAGUGCGAUGCAAAACUGGAUGAAGUCCGAAAAACAGUCCAAAACAACCUUUGGCCCAGAAAUGGGGAAGGUGAGAUCGGAGCUGCAAUAGAAGAGGCAGAGACAGCCUGUGAGGUACUUCAGGGAAUACCUGUCUCCGCCGUGAGUAGAGAUGGCUAUGAGCUACGGUGGGACAGUGUGAAGAAGCAAAUCCAAGGUGCCGCUACAAGCCUAUCAGAGUGGGAGAUGUGGAUUCCAGCAUUACAGAAGGCAAGUCUGGAGGACAGAGUGAAGGAGCUGAAAGCUCUAAACACCAGCCUUGAAGCGAGGAGAGCAGAAUUUCUCACAGCACAAAGAAUGGCAGAAGAGGAGAGAAGAUGAAGAACACCACCACUGCCUGUGCCAGCUCAUCAACCAAUAGUAAAAAUAAAACCAACCAGUCUACCCAGGUUCGACGGAUUCAAAAGGAAUUUCCAUCGAUGGAGGAAGGACUGGGAGAACCUGCAAAGGCAGGGGGAGCCGACCGGCUCAGUAGAGGCAAAGAAGUUCCAACUCCUGGACAGCGUUGAGGAGAGAAUUUGCCAGGACCUGCGCCUGCCUACUUACAACAAUGCUGAAGAUAAGUUCAGAGUGCUGGAGAUCAGGUAUGGAAACAAGUCUACAAUUGCCCUGGAGAUAAUUGAAGAUCUGGAGAAAUUUCCUGCUUUAAGAGCAAACCAGCCAAGGAAAGUCAUGGACAUGAUUCAAACCAUUGAGAAGGCCCUGAACGAUCUCACAGAGCUCGGAAACACUGGAGCCAUAAAGAAUCCUCUGGUGAUAAGAUCCAUAGAGAACAUGCUGCCCUUGGCGACAUCAAGAAAAUGUACAAUUCUGUGUGGCUGGAAGACCUGGAGAUGCACCUCCACAGAUUUCUCUGGAGAGACACUGAGGAGGGAGAGAUCGAAGAGUAUGCCAUCACCAGAGUCAACAUUGGCGAUCGACCAGCAGGGUGCAUUGCACAGCUGGCCAUGAGGGAGACAGCAAAGCUGCCCAUGUUUGCUCGCCUGGAGGAGGAACGUAGGAUCCUUGAUGAGGAUGCUUAUGUCGACGAUGUCCUGACCUCCCAUAAUGACUUGCUAAAGCUGGACCAGAACACCAACAGACAGGAUGCAACCCAUGUUUCUGGAGGGACCGAUUUCACCUGCGCACCUCUAAUCAAGCACGAGUAUAAAAUGUUUGGAGUUAGCUCGGCGAGCCCUCUUUGCUCGGUCUCCUCAGCCUACUGACAGCUCAUGUUCAACCACAGACGCAACUGCUCAGUGGCGGUGAAGAUGACCACUGCACGGUACCGUCCCACCUGGGAGCUGGCCGUUGACCCCCUGGUCUCGUGUAAGCUGUGCCUUGGAGAGUUCCCUCUGGAGCAGAUGACGACCAUUACACAGUGCCAAUGUGUCUUCUGUACACUGUGCCUGAAGCAGUAUGUCGAACUCCUGAUCAAAGAAGGCCUUGAAACUGCAAUUAGCUGUCCAGACUCUGCCUGUCCCAAAAGAGGACAUUUGCUGGAAAAUGAGAUUGAGUGCAUGGUGGCCACAGAGAUGAUGCAGAGAUACAAGAAGCUUCAGUUUGAAAGGGAGGUGCUGUUGGACCCAUGCCGGACGUGGUGCCCUUCCUCGACCUGCCAGGCCGUGUGCCAGCUGAAGGAAGCAGAUUCUCCUGUGCUGCCCCAGCUGGUCCAGUGCGCUGUCUGUGCCCUCGAGUUCUGCUCUGCCUGCAAGGCCAACUGGCACCCCGGACAGGCCUGCCAGGAGAACAACCUGCCCAUUACCUCCUUUCUACCAGGAGAAAACAGCGCUUUUUAUAAGAAUGAAGAGGAUGACGCACCAAUCAAGCGCUGUCCUAAAUGUAAAGUUUACAUCGAGAGGGAUGAAGGCUGUGCACAGAUGAUGUGCAAGAACUGCAAACAUGCCUUCUGCUGGUACUGUCUGGAGUCCCUGGAUGACGAUUUUCUCCUCAUCCACUAUGACAAAGGGCCCUGUCGAAACAAACUAGGCCACUCUAGGGCGUCUGUUAUCUGGCACAGAACACAGGUUGUUGGGAUUUUUGCCGGCUUCGGCCUUCUUCUGCUCGUUGCCUCCCCCUUCCUCCUUCUGGCCACUCCCAUCGUCCUCUGCUGCAAGUGCAAGUGCAGCAAAGGCGAUGAUGACCCAUUGCCAACCUAAACACGCCAUUGGAGCCGGAUGCUUCAUGGAUGGGCCAUGUUUUAUUUCCUUUUCAUCCCUUUUCGUUCCUCUCCUCCCACCAGCGUUGAGUGCUUCAUUUUUUUCUGGCUGAGCCUGCACCAGCCCCCGGCUGCUUCGGGAUCCAUCGCUCUGCAUGAGAGAGGCAUGGUAGGAAAGCGAACCUACACCUUUGCUGAAUAGAGGUUGAAGGUCAGAGGAGGUCAGACUUGUCAAGGACCACUGUGUCCGUGUCAAGACAUUGGUGGUCUGGGGAUGAAGACAAAGCCCGGGCUGCUUCAAGCAGUCCUUAGUUGUGGGUUACUGCGAUGUGGAAUUUUGACGCGUCACAGCAAACAAAGGAAAAGUUGGUAAGAUAAGAAGAAGAUAAAUGCUUUUCUCUUGUAUGGACAAUAUAAUGCAGGAGCCACUUUGGAAAUAACUUUUACUUUAUCGCUCUGUUUUGUCGGUUUGUCGUACGCAACAAAAGCUUUUUCCCCACCACCACACUCAAUGUAGCUCUACAGAGUCAGUCAGUAGCAUUAGAGUUGCACCACGCAUGUUUGGUGUUCACUCGAUUUGCACACGGAACAUGAAUUCUACUUCAUGUUCGCGACUGAAGUAGAGACAGGAGGCUGUUAUCACUCUCAACUCGAUGUACAGCACGUCCUCUUGAUGAUGUCAAUGUUUUAUAACCGGUUGCUUUUAAUAGAACUGUGCUCAGAGUAGUGUCUGUGUUGUACUUUGAGUGUUUUCCAAACUGUUACGUACACUUAUUAAAGGGGAUUGCCACUCAAAUCUAGAAAUAUAUUUAAUUUGGUGACAGUGACAAGUUUUUUUUAAAACGUCCAGCGUAUAUUCUUCAUACUAUCUGUCCAAAUUCAUUCUCCAAAAAAUGUCACACAGAUUUGUUAUGUUCUUAGAUCCAGACAUUUCCCAAAUUGAGUGGUACUUCCCUUUAAGGACAGCAUUAAGUCUAUUAGAGGGCGUUGUUUCCUCGCAUUGUGGAACAAUUUUAAAACCACGAUAAUAGAGAUGUCAAUCCUGUAAUUCUCAGUCCCCAGGUGAUGGUUUAGCCAAAUAGAAAUGAAGAGCCUUAAAUUGAGAAUAGCCAAAAUCAGGCAUUUCCCCUGUGCAUUAAAAAUAAUUAAAGUCCAAAUAAUCCCAGGGAGAGCAUGUUUAAAAGCAUUACAGACAGUCAGUGAAGCCCUUUAUAUUCAGAUGAUUCUAUGAUGUCAUCCAUAUGCCACACUGUUAAUAGCCAUACUGUAAAAAAACGAAAGAAAAAAAAACAGCUGUCCUAAACUGAUGUUUUGUGUGACCUAAGGCCUGUAUUUCCUAAGUCUUUUUGAGCAGGAGAGCUGCAAAAUAACUCGUAGUUUAACUCCCACUCUUUAAGACUUAACAAAUAUCUGCCCAAAUUGCAAACUUGCAUAUGUUAGUGGUCCAAGUGUUGAUGUUUUCUUUUGUUGGUAGUUACACCUCCAACGACAAGCAGCUAUUCCCUGCAAGGGGCAUCAGAAAAGCCUAUAAAAGAAUGUUCUGUUUUUGGGCAUGUAAUUAUUAAGCUGCUCUAUACUGUAUCACUUUAUCUAUGCAAGUUUGUACAUUAACAUUCUUAAAAGGCUAUGGAUUUAUCAUAUUCAACUUUGUCAUGAUUAGGAUUAAAGGUAGAGCCGCAGAAUGUCACCAUAUAUUUGCAUAUCAUGGCUUUUAUUUAAUCAGGGAGUUAUUCAGAAAAAUAUCCAUUAUGUUUUCAUCUUCCAUGUCUACAGUAUGUUACUGUUUUUCGCUAUAUUUGAAGUUUGUUAGCUUAAAAACCAGAACAGGGUUUUGCCAUUUUUCAUUUGUUAAUCCUCAUAUCAGCGAGGGGAAACUCAGCUUCAGUUAAACUAUUAGUCAAUGUUAAGUUAGUAAGGGAACAAAGUUAAACCCAUUUAAUUAUAAACCAAUUAUCCCACUAUGAUUGCCUGUGUUCUGUCUCAUUUCUUUGUUACCAUGCUUCUCAUCCCAGCCAUUCUAAUGUUUGACAAGCCAUUUACAACUGCUUUUUUAUGUAGCAUUUCAUUGAAAAUGUGUCUACAGUUACCAAAAAAAGAUGAACAGUGGGUAUAAACAGUAGCCAGUCUCCAACUCGCUCCAGUCAUUUUUACAUUUGGCGAGGUUGUUCUGUAGGAUGAUCCUCUUUAUUGGUAGUAGCCUUACAAUUUGAAUACUUUUCCUGUAGCCUGUGUUGCUUUCACUGACCUCACCUACUGUCUGAGCAUGAUCAUUUGAUAUUCAAGCCAGUCCAAUUUUCUACUUUUGAAGUUUGGUGCUUUUCCCAAAAUAUAGUUAAAUUCCUCAAGCUUUUGUUGUUUUAAUGACAAUCGUGCCAAGCAGAUUUCCUGGCUCAGAUAAGGAAACGGAGCUGUCCACUGUAUGUGCAUUUUGACCAUGUAUUUGUAAUGUAUUAACAGUUUUUACAGGGUGGGAAAAAAAUGUUUUAAUGCUUCUUUAUGUAAACGCUGCAUUGUAUAUGGGUUUCAUUGUUUCCUUGAUAUGAUCUGUGAUGUGCGUGGUAUGGUGCCUGCUGUGUUCAACAGGGGAGUUUAGCAGCUGAACACAAUAUCUACUCAAAAGAAGUAAAUAUAUAUGACAGAUUGCAACCAUACUUUUAAAGUUUUUUUUAUCAUUUUUAUUGUUAUCAGGGCUCUGUUAGCAAAAGCGCAAAAAUAUUAAUUCAAACACAACUUUAACCACCAUCAAAGUCUUCAGCAGGCACAAAUUAAAGUCGAUCAAAAUCAUGACCACUUCCAUUUUUUUACACAACAUUCUCUUUUACUUAUGUUUGCUGGCACCACUCGACAUAUAGAUACUCUAUUAUGCAAAACAAACAGCAAACAAUCACUGCAGUGUCACAUUGCAUAUUGUUUUCUACGAUAGAAGCUUCCCAGGGCUCAAUAUAAAGGCCUAUAUAACAACUUAAGCAGAUGAAACAUCAGCACAGGUGUUGAAAAAGGACAUUCAGACAAAGUUAAGGACCUGUUCCUAGGAUUUGGCCCUUGAAGCAGGGUAAAGUUAGCUUUACAAGUGCUUAAGGUCUACUUUGCAACUAUUCUAAGAUCAAGUUUGGUUACAAGCAGCAAUUUAUAUUUUAUAACCGUUUGUGUCAAGAGAUGAAGCUGCAUGAUUUUUCUCUGACUUCGACCUGCUAAAUAUUACAAUAUUGUAGCCUCUAAAGAUCUUUGGCAUGGUAGCUUUGUCACUAUAUCAUUCAACUGUCUAGUUUUCUUUUUAGUUUGAACAAUAUGCCAUAUGACACACAGCGUUGGUUGGCCUUACUAUAUUAAGCAGGUUGGCUUCAUUUGUCUGUUACCUUUUUGUUGAUUUUUCUUUUUAUACACCUGUUUUACAUCAUAGUUUAUUGUGUAUGCAGUGUCUGUUUAAGAGCAGGUUUGGCAGGCCUUAUGGUCAUUUACAUUUCAGUCACAUCAGUGAGUGGGAUUUUGUCAGAGGAAAUGCUGUCUGUAUGCCAGACUUGUGUAUAUAGAGAUAUUAAACCAUGUCUCUAGUUUAGUCAGUAAUUGAAAAUGAAUUGACCUGGGUGAGACAAAGAUAUCAACAUUGUAAAGUGGAAUAUUUGGAUAAGUUCUGUGCAACUUAAGACUCAGCAUCUCAAUAUAUCUACAACUUCACUAACACUGUGACACCAGGUAUUAAAGGUUGUUGUUUUUUGUGA